AUGGCUGAUGGUGCUGAUACAAGUAAUGAAAAGGAACUAUGGAAAUUGAAAAUAGCAGCUCUGGAAGCAGAACGACUUCUUGAAAAGGAAAAAGCAAAACGUGAAGUAGCAGUUGAAAAAGAAAAAACAAAACGUAAAGUAGCAGUUGAAAAAGAAAAAACAAAACGUGAAGUAGCAGUUGAAAAAGAAAAAACAAAACGUGAAAAAGAAAUUGAAAAAGAAAGAGAAAUAACAAAACGAAUGAAAAUAGAACAUCAAGUAUCUUCAUCAUCAAUCAAUAAUCUUGCAAAAUUAAUAUCAGACCAUGAUGAUUUUUUUAAUAUAAUUAUAAGAAAUGUUCAGUCGUUGGAUAUUAACAAAGAACUAAAUGAUAAUGUUUGUUUAAAUGGUAAUGUUUAUUUAAAUGAAAGUACAAUAAAAAUCAUUCGAGAUUAUCACAAUAAGGUUUCAUUCAUGCUGGAGAUAAACGAAUCGGGCUUGCAAGUGGCAUUGAAUACAUUAAUAUUAGAUUUAUUAAAUUCAUUUAAUGAUUGUACAUUAUUGAAAUAUCUCGAUACACAUAAGUUAAUGUGUAUCAAUGAAAAAUUUCGUCCUGAUUGUUGUUUUUUAUAUAAAAAUGUUAAUAUCAAUAUUAAUACAGGACGUCAAUUUCUACAAGAUUUUAUGGUUUGUGUUGGUGAAUUUAAGAAAUCUAAUAAUUCGCCAACAGGAUCAAGUGGACAAAUACUUCACUAUUUACAUUUAUUGUUAGAUGUACAAAAAAAUCGUAACAAGAUUUAUGGUUUUUUCGUUAAUAAUGAACAAAUAAAAUUUGUCUGUGUUAAAAAAGGAUCUGAACCGGAUUCAUAUGAUUAUUAUCAAAGUCAAAAUUUAUAUUUGUUUGGUGGUUAUUCUAAAGAAUCUGUUGAUAUGAACAUAACAGAUGAAGAAUGGAAAAAUAAAUAUUUAAAUGAAGUUACCUGGAGUAUAUUUAUAAACUUUUUAACAAUGAAUGAAAAAUUUUAUGAAUAUACAACAUUAAAUAUAGAUCCUUAUGAUAAUUUUCUUGUUAAUGAAUAUGAUAUAGAAAGUAAAUUGGGAAAUGGUUUAACUUCAAUGGUUUAUUUAUUAGUAAAAAAUGCAAAUAAUUCUUUAAAUGAUAUAAAACCAUGUGUUAUAAAAAUAUGUAAAGAUAUUUCAUAUGAAAAAUAUUUUCAAAAUGAAGUUCAAAGAACAAACGAAUUAAAACAAUUGAAUGGUUUAGAAAAAUUUAAUUUAUUUUUUCAAGAUAUUCUAAAUUUUUCACCUAAAGGUCGAUUUAUAAUAUUUGAAAGUCAAUUAAAACGUAUCAAAUCACUAAAAUUAACUCACUUGAAACAACUUAUUGGUAUAAUUCAAUGUUUAUAUGAAUCUAAUAUUGUACAUCGUGAUAUACGUCCACAAAAUUUGAUGUUAGAUUCUAAUGGAAUUUGUUUGAAAUUAAUUGACUUUGGUUUUGCCAUUAAAUAUGAAACGGCAAUAGAAUCAUCCAUUUCUGGAACAAUUACAUAUGCUAGUCAAGAAUUAUUAACAUGUUAUCUUAAAUCAUUUUCGACUGAACCAUAUGCAAGAUCUUAUCAUUAUAAACGAACAUUUGAUUGGACAUGUGCAUUAAAUGUUAUAAUAUAUAUGGUUUAUAAUAAUGUCAAACAUCAGUUGAAUGCUAUUGAAGAAUUGCCAGAGACUUGUCUUAAAGUAGAGUGGUCGUUGGAAUUGUGGAAAAAUAUUGAAAAGAAAAAUAAAAUUUAUUCUGAUUUAUUAAAUUUAAUAAACAAGUUAAAUGAAUCACCUGAUUUUGAUGGUUUCAAAGAUAAAAUAGAAAAACUUAUCCUUAUUAAAACAAUAAAGAUAUAA
Molecule: messenger RNA, 1872 nt
Organism: Rotaria sordida
Lineage: Eukaryota; Metazoa; Rotifera; Eurotatoria; Philodinida; Philodinidae
Source: the annotation of a GenBank genome assembly